This is a messenger RNA of Theobroma umbraticum, 1692 nucleotides long. RefSeq names its product golgi nucleotide sugar transporter 1 (gene GONST1). The record is from RefSeq and is a predicted model, not a curated record. Lineage: Eukaryota; Viridiplantae; Streptophyta; Magnoliopsida; Malvales; Malvaceae.
AAUUCUUGUUGUAUCUUUGGGUAUUCUGAUGUGACUUGGAAUCAAAGUGGGAGUAUAGUUAUUGUAAUUCUAAAAAUGUUGAAGGUCUUUUCCUUCCCCAAGGGUUCCCAUGGUCCCCCUCCCCCAUUCCUUUUCUCUUCUUUCAACUGGUAUCUGAGCUCCAGUGGGUUCAACUUGUUAGUAGCUUUGCAUAUCUUGCUUUUUUUACAAUAAUUGUCUAUUUAACUGUGCAAAUGAAAUGAGAUGUGAGAUUUUUAAUAGUGGCUAUUGAUUAAUAUUUUAUGUUAAUAUAGGUCAUUAUCUGCAGUAAAGGUCCAUGAAAAUGAUGAAAUGGACUUGGAGAGUGGUAAGUUGGAAAAGGACAGAGAUAAAACAAUACGUAGUAACAAGAUAGUUAAAAUACAAAAUCAGGCCUUAUUAUCUGGCCUUGCAUAUUGCAUUUCCUCCUGCAGUAUGAUACUGGUAAACAAAUUUGUGCUCUCUAGCUAUGAUUUCAACGCGGGGAUAUCUUUGAUGCUGUACCAGAACUUUAUAUCCGUUGUUAUUGUCUCUAUACUGAGUUCUCUGGGCCUAAUAUCGACAGAACCACUAACGUGGAGAUUGAUUAAAGUCUGGUUACCUGUGAAUGUCAUAUUUGUCGGGAUGCUUGUUACAAGCAUGUUUAGUUUGAAAUAUAUUAAUGUAGCCAUGGUCACGGUCCUGAAGAAUGUCACUAAUGUAAUUACUGCUGUUGGUGAAAUGUAUCUAUUUAAGAAGCAUCACGAUAGCAGGGUGUGGACUGCUUUGUUCUUAAUGAUUAUUUCAGCAGUUUCUGGAGGGAUAACUGAUCUGUCAUUUCAUGCCACUGGAUAUGCAUGGCAGAUUAUAAACUGCUUCUUAACUGCGUCGUAUUCUCUGACCCUACGUAGAGUCAUGGAUACUGCAAAGCAGGUCACCAAAUCCGGGAACUUGAAUGAAUUUUCAAUGGUCUUGCUAAAUAACACACUUUCAUUGCCUUUGGGGAUUCUUCUUAUUUUUGUUUUCAAGGAGGUUGAUUAUCUCUGCACAACACCACUUCUAAGGAUGCCUGACUUCUGGUUGGUAAUGACAUUAAGUGGAUUUUUGGGUCUGGCAAUCAGUUUCACUUCAAUGUGGUUUCUUCAUCAAACAGGGGCUACCACCUACAGCCUCGUGGGAUCAUUGAAUAAAAUUCCUCUCUCUGUUGCCGGGAUUGUUCUUUUCAAAGUCCCUACUAGUUUGGAGAACUCUGCCAGCAUCUUCUUUGGUCUUUUGGCAGGAGUGUUUUUUGCAAGAGCCAAAAUGCGAGAGAGAUCUUAAUCCUGAGUACAGUUUUGCAUUUUGGGUCAGUUUGCAUCUGACAACUUUUGAGCAUUGUUAUCACUAGGAAUCUAUCAACCAGUUCUCACCGAAGACAGAAAAUAGGGUGGCCAAUUGGUUCCAACCAAGUGUAGUUUGAUGCCAAAUCUUGGUCGGCGAUGAUUGGAGUUACACGAGUUUGGCAUCUGUUUUUGUUUUUGUUUGUAACAAAGGAGGGUGCCACCACUUAAUUCUUUUCCUUUUCCUUUUGUUGUAUUGGAGACCUUAUUGGUUUUCCCCUGUGUAUUUUGCAAAUUCUUAAUAUUAACUUAUGUAUGCCCUUUGUCAAACUUCUAUUUAAAUGAAAAAAAGUCACGCGAAAUUUCUUUUUUAAAA